AAAAAUCUCAUCCUCGGACUUUGUAUCAUUGUUUAUUUCAGGUUUACACGAGCAAAAACGCAAAAAUGCAAGCGGGUUCUGUAUUAUCGUUGCCUCCCAGCGUUCAUCUUUAUCAACCUUCAACCCCGCGAUAUGCACAAGUCGACGCCAAAGUUGGCGAUGAUUUUAGUGCAAAGCUGAAAUUCGAGGCUUUCGGUUCCGUGUCUGAGGAGCCGGCAGAUGAAGGAUGCUCGAAAGGCAAAGUUUUGGAUGAGUUGGUUACUGAAUCGGCGGCAGCAGGCGAAAAUGGUGAAUUAAGAGAUGAAUUUGCGGGAGCAGGUGAAAAUGGUGAAGAGGAAGAAGAAGAAGAUGAAGAUGAUGAUGAUGAGGAGGAGUUCUCUUUCGCUUGCACGAAUCCCGACGGAUCUCCGAUUUCCGCAGACGAUGUAUUCGUCGACGGCCAGAUCCGCCCAGUAUACCCUAUCUUCAACCAGGAUCUUCUAUUCGCCGACGUUUACGACGGCGACUCAAAGGCUAAGGACGCUAAGUCCUCGCCUCUCCGACCGCCACUGAGGAAGCUUUUCUUGGGAGAGCGAGGUCCUCCGCGGCCGUCUUCAUCCUCCGAAUCAGAGGAACUGGAGAGCGAGGGUCCGUACUGCGUGUGGUCCGGUAAGGCGGUGGAGGCUUCGCCGCAGGAGCUCUCCAAGAAGAGCAACUCAACGGGGUUCUCAAAGCUGCGGAGGUUCCGAGACUUGGUCCUGCGAAGCAACAGCGACGGCCACGACGCGUUCGUGCUUCUGAACCACCCAUCCGGAGGCGUAAAGCCGACAAACGAAACGACGGCAAGUAGAAAGAACGACAACGUUGAGAAGGCGAGGGUCUCGGCCGGUACUGGGAAAGCGCAAUCGAAAGGGCAGGGUUCGAAGGGUGGCGCAACGGCAUCGUCGGCGCACGAGAAACAUUACAUGAGGAAUAGAGCGAGAAGGGAGGGAGAUAAGCGGAAAUCGUAUUUGCCAUACAGGCAGGAUCUGGUCGGCUUUUUCACAAAUGUGAACGGGUUUAGCAGAAAUGUCCAUCCUUUCUAAAUUGAAAAUUCCCCCCUCCACUAAUAUAUAAUUAUAUAUAUAUAUAUAUAUUUUUUUUUUGUAGAUAAUCUAAAUUGAUUUAUUAAUUCUAAUGUAAAUGAUAGCAGAAAAGUAGUAAUGUAUGGAAAAGAAACAUUAGCUCG
Juglans regia (Persian walnut) is the source of this 1207-nucleotide messenger RNA. RefSeq lists its product as uncharacterized. NCBI's taxonomy places the organism in Eukaryota, Viridiplantae, Streptophyta, Magnoliopsida, Fagales, Juglandaceae. The transcript has a single exon. Bases 66 to 1064 code for a protein of 332 amino acids. The record is from RefSeq and is a predicted model, not a curated record.